Schistocerca serialis cubense is the source of this 7234-nucleotide messenger RNA. Its product is annotated as synaptic vesicle glycoprotein 2A-like. Gene Ontology annotation, biological process: transmembrane transport. Gene Ontology annotation, molecular function: transmembrane transporter activity. Lineage: Eukaryota; Metazoa; Arthropoda; Insecta; Orthoptera; Acrididae. The record is from RefSeq and is a predicted model, not a curated record. Bases 45 to 1748 code for a protein of 567 amino acids. The transcript has 11 exons.
CGCCGCACGACUCUCAGUCGGAAGACGCCGCCGCCGACGCCACCAUGACCGCCGCUGCAGUCACCCACAACAACCAUAACAAUGCCUCAACGGAGAAGCCCGUGGCUUUCGAGGAAGCAGUUUCUUUAACAGGGCAGGGCCGCUUCCACUGGGUGCUGCAGCUGGUGUGCGGCGUGUGCCUGGCCACCACCCUGGUGACGAUGCUCAGCACGGGCUACGCGCUGCCCUACGCCCAGUGUGACCUCCGGCUCGCCACGCAGGACAAGGGCAUACUCAACGCUAUCUGCUAUAUCGGCAUGCUGUGCAGCUCGCACCUGUGGGGCUACCUGGCGGACACGCGCGGCCGGCGCACCGUGCUGCUGCUGACGCUGGUGGCGGAUUCGGCGUGCACCGUCCUCUCCAGCUUCUCGCACUCCUUCUGGCUGCUGCUCAUCUUCAGGUUCUGGAACGGCUUCUUCAUCUGCGGGGCGGCGGCGGUGGUGUUCGCGUACCUGGGCGAGUUCCACGGCUUGGCGACCAGGGCGCGGGCCGUCGUCUGGCUGGGCGUCUCCGUCGCCGUGGGCACCAUCUGCCUGCCAGGUCUGGCGUGGCUGGUGAUCCCCAACAGCCACUGGACGCUGGCGCUGGGCCCGCUGGAGUACGGGCCGUGGCGCAUCCUGCUGCUGCUGUGCGCGCUGCCCGGCCUGCUGGCGGCGCUGCUCAUCUGGGCGCUGCUGCCGGAGAGCCCCAAGUUCCUGCUCGCCACCGGCCGCAACCACCACGCGCUCGACGUGCUGCGGCUCAUCUUCGCCACCAACACCGGCAAGGACCCUCUCGACUUCCCCGUGCGGUCUCUGCAGCUGGACAGCCCGCCGCGGCCCUCGGUGGCGUCCCUGGAGGCUGGCGGCCUGUCGACGUCCGCCAAGAGCACCGGCCGGAUGGCCCUCGAGGUGGCGAAGAGUAUGUGGCGGCAGACGGCACCGCUCUUCUCACGGCAGCACGCCUGUAACCUCGCCGCCGUCUGCGUCAUCGACUUCGCCAUCUUCGCAUGCUCGAACGGGUUCCUGCUAUGGCUGCCGGAGCUGUUCAGCCGGCUGUCGUCGUACGCGGCGUCGCACCCCUCCCUCAACGAGACGCUGACCGUGUGCCAGGUGGUGGCCGCCGCGGCCGCGGAGGCGCACGCCGCGCGCUACUUCGAGCCCUGGCUGCUCGCCGACGGUAACCCAGACGUGGACGUGGACGUGGACGCCGCGCCGGCCGCCCUCGCCACGCUCGCCCCGGGGUCUGACGGCUGCACCGCCGACGUCGACGUCAGCGUCUUCAGCAACACGCUCAUCAUCGGCGCUACCACCGCCGCCGCCUACAUACUCGCCGGAUACGCCGUGCCUUUCGUUGGGAAGAAACGCCUCCUGGUGCUGAGCACGCUGCUGUCGGGCUGCUGCGGCAUCGCGCUGCACUGGGUCGGCUCCCAGGACACGGUGCUCGCGCUGGCCUGCCUCUUCAUGGCGCCCGCCACCAUGUGCAUAUCCGUCGUCAACAGCAUCGUCGUCGACCUCUUCCCUACACAGAUAAGGGCAAUGGCAGUCUGUCUGUCACUUAUGAUGGGACGACUUGGAACCGCACUUGGAAGCGUCUUCAUUGGUUCUAUACUUGAGAUCUCCUGUUCAUCAGUGUUCUUCAUUCUCAGUGGUAUUGUGAUUGGUUGUGGACUGCUGGCGCUGACUCUCCCAAACCAUCCAAAAGAUAUGUCAGCACCUGUACUACAGUAAAAUGUCAGUGACCAACACCUGUACUCUGGAGAUAUGUCAGUGACCCUUCUAUUGAUGCCUAAAAGUCUGUAUGGAAUGUCAUCACAGAUAAACAGUUUGAAACAUCAUAAACUUGAUUAGCAAUCAUAUUUAUCAUUUUCAUUUAUUAUACUGUAUGAGAUUCGAAAACUGUGAUAAAAUCUCUCAUGUAUUUACUUUAACAUCUUCAUAAUUGUUGAGGAUGAGGAGAUGUGGGUAGACAUGAAAAAAGGUGAAAUGGUCCAAGGGAAUGAAUUGUCAUGAAACGUAACAUUAACUGUAGCUGCAAAGACAGCUGAGAAAGUAAGAAAAAAUAUACUUGAGAGUGUUCUUAAACUUUUAUUGGCAUAAGACUGGAAUAAAGCGGUUAAUGAUAAUGGAACCAAGCAAUGCUUGUUAAUAGAAGUAGGAGCAAACAUUACAGACUGAAACUAAAAUUAAAUUCCAUCCAAGAGACCUCGGAAGGUCCAAAGCUACUGACUGACCACAGUGUCAUCCUCAGUCUGAGGACAUCAUUGGGUGUGGGGCAUGGGGUCAGAAAAAUGUCAUGGCUGCUGUCAAUUUUUCUGAUCUGGCAAACAUUACAAACAACAAAAACAAAUUUUAGGAGCAUAUGUAGUGUAGAAAUAAAAUGAUUGGAUUCAGUGAAUGCAGGAAAAUAACUACUGCCUUACAGAAAGAUAUCAAACAUGAUACCAUAUUUACAGUUUUUGAGAGGAUGUUGAAUAUUGGAGAGGCAAGGAGACAAAAUAAUGUAUUAAGGCUACAGAUUAUCAUAAGUGGAGGUGAAAUCUUUCAAAACUUGGGAGAAGUAGAUUAUAAAUACUACAAUCCAAGAGCAAAACUCAAAGUUACAAAAACAUACUCAACACUGAAACUUAUUUCCUUAACUUAUUUUCUGUUUUCAAUUCAUUAAAUCUUGUCAAUGUCUGUUGAUUUUUAUACUUUAGAGUCCUAAGGGACAUAUCCUAAUUUCCACAUCUGUUUGACCUAACCUCUCUACAUGCCCCAGGAUAAGAAAAUCUGUUUACAGGAGUGUGAGAUUAUCAAUCUCUCUUUAAUAACUUUAUCACUGUCAGAUACAUUAUAAUUCACUUUCCUACUAAAAAAUACGCCACUGUCAUAUUUCUACUGUUGCUUUCAUUCUCUAUGUUCAUUUCAGUACUGACACUAUACAGCUGAAGGUGAAGCUAGUGCAUAUGAUAACUGACGGAAAUGUGAACAAUGAUCCAACAAUAAUUUUCCUGACCACUGUCCUUUGAUUUUUGUUUGAUGUUCUCUUGGGAUAAGUAUUUGGUCCUGCAUGACUGUUUAGAAGUGAGACUUCCUGUUAUUAUCAGGUAACUGCUAUAAAUAGUGAGCUGGUGCAGUGGGGGUGACCUUGCAUAAAUGUGUUCUACUCAGCUGUAAUGGCAAAAGAGUGGCUGACACAAUGUGUGUGGCACUAAUCAGUUGAAUUGCAACUUCAUACUGAAAACUUAAUAUCCCUGUCUUACUAAGCAAAAUAGUUUGAGAAAAGGAUUGUUUGAGUCCCAUUAUUUCUUUUAUCAUCAACAGCAAGAUCAGCUUGAGUGCUCUGCACAUCUCCUAAAAUGUACCUAUCAUUUGACCUGCAUACACUUUAAAAUAUUGGCAGAGGCUAUGAUAAAAUUUAGGCUUGUAGAGAAUGAAGUCAUCUUUGAUAAAUCCUAAUCAUUUCCUGCUCCUUGGAAGUUGAGCAAAAGCACCUGAUAUCAUUCUAGGAUCCACCUGAACUUCUUGAAUACACUACACAUGAAUGCAGUGCAGAGUUAUGCCUUUAUAGCAUAUUCAUUACUCUGUUGUGGUGUGGAAACUGCUGCCACAAAUUGUGUUAUAUUUGGUGCCUAAAUGUUACCUUUAAAUGUUUGAACACUGCUGGUAAGAUAUUUUUACUCUCAAUAUUUCCUACUACAAGAAGUAACGUGUAGAAGUUUCCAUCACUUGGUGACUGCUAUGUGCAUGUAAAUAUAAAUCAGUGCAUGUAGAUGUUCUAUACACACUGUGUUCCAACUUGCCAUCAGCUUUUAGUCUCAUUAGUACACCAAUCAUCAGUCAUCAGUUAUGUUACAUAUACAUGGUAGAUGUAUCAUCUACCUAGCGGUAGAAACAUGUUGAUUUUAGAUCUUCUAUUUCAAACCCUCUAACUCUGAACCCCUUAUGUCAUGACUUUUGAGAGCUUCCUCUUUGAGAAGAAGCUGUAGCCUAAUGGUGAAUUUCAGCAUAGUGCCCUUUCGCAGCAGCCAUUUGGGGCGUCAAUAAAUCACAGUGUUGGGAAGUUUGCAGACAUAUAGACUAAACUGUCUGAACCAGUAUUUAUUGCUAGCUUCCAUCUGCCUGACAGCAGCUACUAUGACAUGGAAGAUAUUACUAUGGGAUGUUCUCUGUCUCAUGUGGUAGCAAACUUAUAUACAAGGCCUAUUCAGAAAGUAAUGUCCAGUGAGUCACAAAGUGGAAACCACAGUGAAAAUUAAAAAAUGUUUUAUUUGCAACAGUUAGCUACACCUUCCACCUAUUUCUCUAUGUAGUCGCUGCUCCAGUAUGUCAUGUCAUUGUACCAACUUGCCAAUCCCUUCGUCACAGAAGGCAGCUGCCUGUGCUUUCUGCAAAUUCUCUAUGCUGAUCAGCAGCUGUUGUCUGUGCCAGAAUGUUGUCUUAAUAGGCAGCGGUUCAUGUGAGUAAAGAUGAAAAUCAGAGGGAGCCAAGUCCUGACUGUAUGGUGGGUGAUGAAAUAUUUCCCAUCGAAAAUUUUGCAGGGGUUUCCUCAUAGCCUCUGCACUGCAUGGUCAAAAUGGCAUGAAGAAGAAAAUGAAUGACAGUUAUGUUGUAUGGGUUAUAUAAAAUGAGGCGAAAUCUCUCACAGGCACUCAUACUUGGUGGGAGACACUAUUUUCAAGGCAUCAUUACAUUCUCACUUUGCAUUCAGGACUGAUAUGAGCAGUGUGAUGUGAUCAGUGGUCAUGCUAGAGACACUGACCAACAGAGUUAUGGAAAUAUUCAUGGGAAUUUCACUGUGGUUUCCAUUUCAUGAUCAAUGGGACCUUAUUUUCUGAAUAGCCCUCUUAUGUGGAGGAUCUGAAAGAGAAGCAGAACAUAAAUUUUGAAGGCAGUUGUUGAACUGCCAGUGAUAUGAUGCAUCAAACAGAAUAAUCAACAGUAAGAGAAGGUGGUCAGUAAUGUUAGACCAAGUGGUGAUUGGUGGAAAAUCUUAGGAGACUAUAAUUGUGUGUAUGUAAUAACUGAAAUAGCAGAAAUUGGUGCUCAAAGCAAAACAUAUUAGGCACAUAAUACAAGAAGAAAUUUUGAGUAGACUGAAAGAAGACAAGGGGUACCAUAAUACAAUAAAGAAUGUAAAUAUAGUACUUUUUUCCAAUUUAAAGACAAAAAAUUUCAAAGAAAGUGCUUUCCGGAGCAAUUAUAAUGUUAGAAAAUGCCCAUAAAUAUUGAAAAGAAAGCUGAAGCAAUUCGUGACAUACUUUAAAACAGAGGGAGAAUGUUAUAAGUGGAUUGCUUCUGUGAUGUCUGCAACAAUAACUUGAACUUCACUGCCAAAGGACUGCAAGGAAAAAAUGAGCAAUAACUAUAUAGUUAAGAAUAAGUCCUACAGUUUAGGUAGAUUCAUAUUUCAAUGAAUUUACUCAUUUAUUUUGAGUAAGAGGAUGUGUUAAGGUAGAAAGAUGACAGUGUCAAUAAAAUAUCUUAAACUAUGUAGGUUUAAUUUGUAGCUAUCCAUUACAGGACAAAAAUACAAUUGUGUAGCUCUUGUUCAGAAAAUUUAUUAAUUUAUUUUUUGCGUUACAUAAAUCCUAACCUUAAAGAGAAGCUUUAGGGAUGUGGUGUAAUUAAAUGUAUAUAUAUUUACAAAAGAGAAGCAGGAAGCUAUGUUGACAAUAAACUGUACAUAAAACUAAUACAAGUGCUUGUACUUACACAAGCUAAAUUAGCAACAAACCUGAUACAAUUAUGGAAACAAAAGUAUCUGUUUAUCUCCUACUGAUUUUUUCAUGUUUCAAAAGACCAUAUCAGUAAUUGUCAAAAAUAAAUUACCAAUAUUUUCAAAGUCAUUUAAAAUUAUCAUAAGAAUUGUAACUGUACUUAUUCAACAUCUCAUAUGUCAGUGUUUAACAUAACAUGAGGAAUUUUGCUUCUCCUUUACACAAUUUUAUGAGCUGUUAAUAACAAGUACCUACAGUAUUUUUGACAUAUUGACUUGAUCUUUAUAAUAGAUUAUUCAAAUUAAAUAUGGCUGCUCUAAUAAUUGACAGAGAGAUGAAAUGGGGAGAAACAAAUAACUAAUAAUGUGACUUAGAAAAUGUUCAACAUACUUCAAAACUCUGAGGAAGAAACAUAUCACUGCUUUCUGGACAUAUCCCAGUGUUAUUGAGAGAAAAUGACAGGAUAGUCACUGUGGAAGAACUAAUUUCUUUCAGGAGUCUGAACUUGCACUCUAAUGAUACCAUCAUCAGUAGGACGUUGAACACUAGUUAUCCUUCCUUAUGGAAUUAUCAAACAAUCUGAAUAACUUCAAAUACAGUAUAUCUUCUAAGAUGAGGCUAGGCAGAGUUUACAGAAAGUAAACAUAUUUCAUUCUCAGGAAAAAUACAUGAUGGAAUCAAAAUUUAAUAUUUUUUGUGAGUGUUUUAACAUUUACAGAGGUACUGAAAAUGAUUAUAAAAUACUUAAUGGAACACUUUUGUUUCAAAAUUAUGAUACUUUUAUAUUCUCUAGUAAUAACUAUUUAACCUGACGGAUGGACAGUACAUUUUUAUACAAAUUUUUCUUACAAUAUAGACUACUUUUAUGCUACUUCAGUUUACACAACCAGAUCUGAAGUAAUGUCACUCAAGGCAUAUGACUGACAUGUUCAGGAUGGGUUCUGUAAUCCAUUUUAUUUGAUCAUAAUUAUCAAAUAUUCACUACUGUGGUUCACUUCAGUGGAAACAUUCUGAAGUAACAUUCAGAAUGCAUGCUUUCAACAUUGCCCUGUGAAGUAAUUCAUCACAGUCAGACAACACACUUUUCUUGUACCUAAGUAAACAGUGAAAGCCACAAUCUAACAUUGUCAAUAUACUGUACCUUGAUGUAAGUAAUUGCAUUAUCUUUACAUGUUAAAGUUGUUAAAACCAGUAACUUUGAUGCAUUUUUAAAAGAAGUGCUCUAGUCUCAAGAAGUACAAACCACAAUAAAUAAGAUCAUGUUUUAAAUAAAGAUACCCUCUUGUCCUCCUAUGGAGGGAAUGUGGGCCCGCUUCUGUACCCAAAUGUUACUGGGUGUAGGGAACAAUGACAAUCAUGACAUGCAUGUUACAAUCUCAAUUUUAAAUGUCAAGGGUACUAAUUUACCUGUUUGUAAAGGUUUUACUUUGUGAAAUUUUCAUAAAGUUGUUGUGACUUUUAGAUUAGUAUUAUUUUGAGAUCUGAUGUAUUUCACAUAAUGUAAUAUGAAUUGUC